Messenger RNA from Portunus trituberculatus (swimming crab), 1295 nucleotides. RefSeq lists its product as uncharacterized. The coding region runs from base 169 to 1005 and encodes 278 amino acids. The record is from RefSeq and is a predicted model, not a curated record. The transcript is spliced from 2 exons. NCBI's taxonomy places the organism in Eukaryota, Metazoa, Arthropoda, Malacostraca, Decapoda, Portunidae.
UCACAUGACAAGACGAAGGCUGACCUGACAGAAUACCUGGCAAGAAAGACACUUGAUUACAGCAAAGACUCUUCCAAGCUGAUCAUCACUUCAGCAUCUGGAGUAACCAGAAGUAACAAAGAUGUUGGAAUCUUUGAUGACAAUAACCACGAGGAAGCAGACACAUUAAUGAUAUGUCUAGCAGUAUCUGCAUCAAGAAGAAACCAAGGUGAUAUACAGCUGAGAUUCUUCUCCCCUGACACUGAUGUGUUUGUACUGGCAAUUGCCAACUAUGAUUUGCUGCCUAAGUAUACAUCUAUCUCAAUGGUGUCUGGGAUCCUACAGAUCCAGCCUUUCUGGGAUACUCUUGGUAACAAGAAGGCAAAGGCAUUACCAGCUUUCCAUGCCUUUUCUGGUGCAGACAAUACAGGAAGAUUUGCAGGAAUAGGCAAGGCCACAUGGCUGAAAAUUUAUCUAUUAGCUGAUGAUGAUAUCAUUGAAGCUCUGAGGAUGCUAGGCAAUGACAGUGAAGUUACAGAGAAAUGGCAGAAGAGUUUGGCUAGAUUUGUGUGUGCAGCUUAUUCUCCAAAAGGAAUCAACAUCAGAAGUAUUCCAGAGCUGAGAUGGCACAUGUUCUGCAAAUACAUGGCAGACAGUGACAAGCUUCCCCCAACAGUUGGUGCCCUCAAGCAACACAUUCUGAGGGCCCAUGCUCAGGCUCGUGUCUGGGACCAGGCAGCCAUCCCACAACAAGAACUGUUGGAUCCACUAGAGAAUGGCUAUUACAAAGAUAACAAAGGUAUGAUGAAACCCAUUACCACAGAAGUUCCUCCUGCACCCGAGGCCAUUAUUGAGAUGGUGAGAUGUCACUGCAAGAGCGACUGUUCUUCACAGAGAUGCUCCUGUCGAUCAAAGAACUUGCGGUGCACUGAUCUUUGUCUCUGUACUAACCAGUGUGAAAAUGAUGAAGAUUCACAAGCUGAUAUUCAUGGUUCAGAUGACAGUGAUAGUGAUAAUGAUGAAUGAGACUAUACUUUCAGGAAAGACUACCUAUACUGUUCCUAUUUCAGACAUUAAAUUGUGUUUUACGAAUGACACAUUUAUAAGCAAAGAUUUACGUCGGUUACAUGUUAAGAUAUCAAUCGUUUGAUGCUCAAUUUUAUAAUUUUUCAUACUGGAUAUACCAUGUAUACAUUGCUUACAUAUUAAACAGGUAAAUUUUUUCAUUUCCAUUGAAUCUUGGUGCCUGAUCAUACAAUGUAAUGCUUCAAAGUGAAGAUUUAUAGGCCAUGAUUAGAUAAAAACUUCAUUUUUGA